AUGCAAUCGUCGGAGGGUUCGCCAGAUAUGAUGGAUCAGAAAUACAACAGCGUCCGGCUGUCGCCAGCUGCAUCCAGUCGCAUUCUGUACCAUGUGCCAUGCAAGGUCUGCCGGGAUCACAGCUCUGGCAAGCAUUACGGCAUCUAUGCUUGCGAUGGCUGCGCGGGAUUCUUCAAGCGCAGCAUCCGACGCUCACGCCAGUACGUGUGUAAGUCACAGAAGCAGGGAUUCUGCGUCGUGGACAAGACACAUCGUAAUCAGUGCCGUGCCUGCCGCCUGCGCAAGUGCUUUGAGGUGGGCAUGAACAAAGAUGCAGUGCAGCAUGAGCGCGGGCCACGUAACUCAACGCUGCGCCGUCACAUGGCCAUGUACAAGGAUGCUAUGAUGGGCGCCUCAGAUCUGCCGCAGAUACCACCAGAGAUACUCAUGAAUACAGCUGCAUUGACUGGCUUCCCCGGCUUGCCCAUGCCCAUUCCGGGCGUGCAACGUGGCCACCAUCAUGCAGCACUGAGUGCCGCUUUCCAGCCGCCACCGCCCGCUGCCGUACUUGACCUUUCCGUGCCGCGUGUGCCCCAUCAUCCUGUGCACCAGGGUCAUCAUGGCUUCUUCUCACCCACCGCAGCCUACAUGAAUGCGCUGGCCACUCGGGCACUGCCACCGACACCGCCGCUAAUGGCAGCGGAGCAUAUUAAGGAAACUGCUGCGGAACAUCUCUUCAAGAAUGUGAACUGGAUUAAAAGUGUACGUGCCUUUACCGAGCUGCCCAUGCCUGACCAGCUACUGUUGCUGGAAGAGUCCUGGAAGGAGUUCUUCAUUUUGGCCAUGGCCCAGUAUCUCAUGCCCAUGAACUUUGCCCAGCUGCUGUUCGUCUAUGAGUCGGAGAACUCCAAUCGCGAUAUUGUGACCGUUGUUGCCCGCGAGGUGCACGCUUUCCAGGAUGUGCUGAACCAGCUGUGUCAUCUUAAUGUUGACAGCACGGAGUACGAGUGCCUGCGCGCCAUCUCGCUGUUCCGCAAGUCGCCGCCAGCUGCUAGCUCGACAGAGGACCUGGCCAACAGCUCUAUUCUCACUGGCAGCGGCAGCCCGAACUCCAGUGCCUCAGCUGAGUCUCGUGGUCUGCUGGAGUCCAGCAAGGUGGCGUCCAUGCACAAUGAAGCCCGUAACGCGCUCCAUAACUACAUUUCGCGCACGCAUCCCAAUCAGCCGCUGCGCUUCCAGACGCUGCUCGGCGUCGUCUCGCUGAUGCACAAGGUGUCCAGCUUUACUAUCGAGGAAUUGUUCUUCCGCAAGACCAUCGGCGAUAUUACCAUUGUGCGGCUUAUUUCGGACAUGUACAGCCAACGUAAGAUCUAAGGCCCAGUCUAAGUUGAAUUGCAUCGAAAUCGGAAGGACUUGUAUUGCCGUCGGCAAGACCGCGUCCGCGCACUUGAAGUGCCUUCGUAGUGCUGGAAACUGUGAUAUCUGAAAGUUUGAUUGGAGUUGAGGAGUUGGGAAGUUGGGGUUACACUGGCUGCGACAGUGACAGUGACCAUUGGACAAUAUUCAACAGUGAACUGCUGCAGAAAGCUUACAAAUCUCUCGGAUCUGAGCCUUAAAAUGUAUUCGUUAUACGUAAAUCUAUUU
Molecule: messenger RNA, 1623 nt
Organism: Drosophila hydei
Lineage: Eukaryota; Metazoa; Arthropoda; Insecta; Diptera; Drosophilidae
Gene: tll
Product: protein tailless
Exons: 2
Coding region: 1-1353 (450 amino acids)
Biological process (GO): cell differentiation; positive regulation of transcription by RNA polymerase II; anatomical structure development
Molecular function (GO): zinc ion binding; nuclear receptor activity; RNA polymerase II cis-regulatory region sequence-specific DNA binding
Source: RefSeq, a predicted model, not a curated record